Molecule: messenger RNA, 840 nt
Organism: Dichomitus squalens LYAD-421 SS1
Lineage: Eukaryota; Fungi; Basidiomycota; Agaricomycetes; Polyporales; Polyporaceae
Product: NAD(P)-binding protein
Exons: 4
Coding region: 1-840 (279 amino acids)
Source: RefSeq, a predicted model, not a curated record
AUGUCUUCGGCUUCCAAAGUUGUGCUUGUCACCGGGGCCAACCAGGGGCUCGGAUACUGGGCCCUUCAUAUCUCCGCUCUGCGACAGCCAUCCUACACAUACAUCCUCUGUAGUCGCGACAUCAAUCGCGGCAAGGAAGCUGUCCAGAGGAUAAAGGACGCCGGCGUUACCGCUAACGUCGACAUCGCGGCUGCAGUGAAGUACGUCGAAGAGACCUACGGUCGACUUGAUGUCCUAGUCAACAACGCUGGCGUCCUCACGCGCACUCCUGAGGACGACCUCCCAUCAUCCGCCAUUCGCGCAACUUACAGCGACAUCUUCAACAUCAACCUCACUUCCGUCGCCGUCAUUUCCACCGCAUUCCAGCCGCUCCUUCACAAAUCCGCUGACCCGAAGGUUAUCAAUGUCAGCUCGGGGCUCGGGAGCAUCCAAAACGCGCUGACAAAGAAGAUGAAUCGAAACGUGCCCUACGGCGCGAGUAAGAUCGGCCUGAACGGCCUCACCGUACACAUGCAAGUCGCCGAAAACAAUCGCUUGGAGGCUGAAACGAGUGCCGCGAGUCCGAUUUUACCGGGAAAGCCGAAGAUCCGGUACUAUGUAUGUGCACCAGGCUUGCUGAAGACGGCUUUCACUAGUUAUUUGCCGCAUGCGCAGGAUCCAGAAGUGGGGGCAGAGGUCAUCUAUCGUCUGCUGGCGGAUGAUGAAAAGACGUACGAGGGUGGAUCAUACUGGGAGUUUGAGCAAGGGGAUGAGGACGGUGCCUUGUUUGGCGGAGCAUGCGAGCAAAUGAGCGGUAACGUCCCGGUUGGUGGCUGUGCCGGGUACAUAAUCGAGAUCUGA